Molecule: messenger RNA, 1161 nt
Organism: Ipomoea triloba (trilobed morning glory)
Lineage: Eukaryota; Viridiplantae; Streptophyta; Magnoliopsida; Solanales; Convolvulaceae
Product: cysteine synthase
Exons: 11
Coding region: 117-1094 (325 amino acids)
Cellular component (GO): cytoplasm
Molecular function (GO): cysteine synthase activity
Source: RefSeq, a predicted model, not a curated record
GUUUUGGAAUAUCUUUCCUAUAUAAUACAAAAUUCUCCCCCAUAUAAUUAUUCCCAAAAAACUCAUUAUCUUCUCAUAUUGUCAAAGCUCAGAAGUAGAAGACUUAAUCUGAAAAGAUGGCAGAGGAAAGGACUGGGAUUGCCAAGGAUGUUACUGAAUUGAUUGGUAAAACUCCAUUGGUGUACCUGAACAAUAUUGUUGAUGGAUGUGUUGCUCGAGUUGCAGCGAAGCUGGAAAUGAUGGAGCCAUGCUCUAGCGUUAAGGAUAGGAUUGGUUAUAGUAUGAUUACAGAUGCUGAGGAGAAAGGGCUCAUUAAACCAGGACAGAGUGUUCUGAUUGAACCUACAAGUGGAAACACUGGGAUUGGGUUGGCAUUCAUGGCUGCUGCAAAGGGCUACAAGCUUAUCAUCACCAUGCCUGCUUCCAUGAGUCUGGAAAGAAGGAUUCUUCUCCGCGCCUUCGGAGCUGAGUUGGUGCUCACUGACCCUGCAAGGGGAAUGAAAGCUGCCAUACAAAAGGCUGAAGAGAUUAUGGCCAAAACACCCAAUUCCUACAUUCUCCAGCAAUUCGAAAACCCUGCAAACCCAAAGAUUCAUUAUGAAACCACUGGACCUGAAAUCUGGAAAGGUUCAAAUGGUAAAAUAGAUGCUUUGGUCUCUGGGAUUGGCACUGGUGGCACAGUUACUGGUUCAGGCAGAUUCCUUAGGGAACAGAAUCCCAACAUAAAGCUGUAUGGAGUGGAACCUGUUGAGAGUCCUAUUCUCAAUGGAGGAAAGCCAGGUCCACACAAGAUCCAGGGAAUCGGGGCCGGUUUUAUCCCUGGAGUGUUGGAAGUUGAUCUUCUGGAUGAAGUCAUUCAAAUCUCCAGUGAUGAAGCCAUUGAAACUGCAAAGCUGCUUGCAGUGAAAGAGGGAUUGCUUGUGGGAAUAUCAUCUGGUGCAGCAGCAGCAGCUGCAAUCAGAAUCGCCAAGCGGCCGGAGAAUGCGGGGAAACUCAUUGUUGUUGUUUUCCCGAGCUUUGGGGAGCGUUAUCUUUCUUCUGUGCUCUUUGAAUCUAUCAGGCAUGAAGCUGAGAACAUGACCUUUGAGACUUGAAGUUCUUCUGGAGAUUCAAGUCACAUUGUUGGUUAUCUACAGACACCUUUUUUUUUUUUUUUUUUUU